UUAUUUCGUUUAUUACGGAAAUACGGUCUUAACUUUGCAUUGAGUAAUUUCCCAGAAGUAAUAAGUAUGCUCUCUUAAUUUGAACUAUAAAUUGUUGAAUCUUAAAGUUAAUUUCUAAUUGUCUGGGUGUGUUAAUUGUGACUGGAUCAAAAGAAUAACGAUGGACCGGGAUCCUGACCAUAAAGCCUGGAUGUCUUUCCGCCUGUCCCGAGUACUGGACGAUAUUGGCGUAAACCGCCGAAUUGUGAAGAAAAGGCGGGAAACUUUCCUGCUGAAAGAGGCGAUAGUGACUCUGAAUGACAAAUUAAAAGGUUUAGACAGAACGUAUUUUCAUUUCGGGAGCCAGUCAGAGGGAUCUACAACACCAGGGAUGAAAUCAGACAUUGAUAUUCUUAUAUGCGAUCAUUACACCAACAUCAUGUCAGAUUUGGCAGACUGGGAGGCAAUGAGACAGAACGGCCUGAUGGUGAAGGAGGAGACAACUCCACCACAACACUACUGGCUACAGUUUAUCAAGCCAGAUUCUCCAGAACCUCACAGAUAUUACGGACAGAAACUGAAAGGAUGUGUACCACAUGUAGAUGGACGUGUGUUUAUAAGUAAUAAAAUUUGGCAAAAUAUUGGCAAACAACAAUUAGGAAAUGGCUUAAUAUGUUGUGGUCCUUCAGUAAGCUUCUCUGAAAAGUGGGACUUUGUUCAUGCUUUCAAAUGUAAAGUUCUCCCACCAGAAGUUUACCGGUGGUUUCACCGACCCAGACGUGGAUAUUGGCCAACACCGGAAAUGAUGCAAGCUGCAAGUGAAUGCUCUUGUUUUCUUAUACCUGAUGGACAUUUCGAGAGUUUGAACGAACAUAUUGAGUGGCGAUUAUCACCGAGCCAAAUCGAACGCAUUCUUGUUUUUAACUUUACAAUAGUGCAGUUAAAAUGCUACGUCGUCUUGAAGAUGAUCAAGAAAUAUAUAAUGGAACAGUUUUUAAGUCAUAAUAGUAAAUUAACUUCGUUUCACUGCAAAACUGUUAUGUUCUUUACACUGGAGAGAAUAUCGCCAGCGGAGUGGAAAGAAGAUCGGCUCAUCGAGUGUAUAGGUUAUUGUUUGCAAACAUUGGUAAUGUUCUUGAUGAGGGGUCAUUGUCCACACUAUAUCAUCUCUGAAGUAAACCUUUUCGAAGGAAAAAUCACUCGCAACUACCAACUGGUAUUACUCGAAAAGAUAAAAGAGUUAUUGGAUAGCAAUUUAACGAUACUAUACGAUUUGGAGAUUGAUAGCAUAGGACAAAGGGUCCAAAUUCCUACAACUGGCAUGUUUGAACCGCGAUUAACAAUUUGCAGGACAAUUAAUAAUGUUUUAGCAUACAACUUAAUAGUACGUGUUGGUCGGAUUUUCAAUCUUAUCGCAAACAAUGCGUUAAAUCCUGCAACGUUUCGACUAUUAUUCACUGUUUUAUCUAUUCCUGAGGAAGACAACAUUAUCUAUAUAUUAUCUCGUUAUGAGCGACAGGCACUUUCACUGUUUAAGCCGCACAUUUACUCCAUUUUCGCAUCAGUUACUUCGUCUUUUUACAUAGAACAUAAACUUCAACUCACACCAGAAAUAUUUAAUCUCUAUGAACGUUCUCUUGACACUGACGUGACGUCCAGUAGACUGAAACUGGCGUCAAUGUUUUACUGCAGGGGAGAUCCACAAAGAGCGGCAGACGUGCUGAAUGACGUUGAACGUAGAUAUGGCGCUAAUGUGCAUGCUCUAUGUCAGUGUGGAAGAAAUUAUGAAGAACCCGACGCGUUAUUAAUUGAGAGUACAACGGAUGAUUGGAACUAUGAUACAGUCAUACGUAAAGUUGCCCUUUGCGUGUCGUUUACACAUUUAGACGUUUUCUGUGUGCCACCAUUUUUGUUAUAUGAAAUGAACAGGGCUGUGAAUGACGAUAUCCUACAUAGAUCUAGUCUUGAAAGAAGGUGGAUGGAUAAGGCCGCAGUAGACUCUCGACCAUUCCUCUACUACCUCCAGUAUCUCACGUACAGGAAACUUGGUCUUCACAUCAAACGGGUACAGGCACACAAAAAUUUAAUUAACUGUUUUAUAAACAAAGACAUAUUAUAUACAAUGUAUCAUGCUGAGACGGCUGCCAACUUGCUGGGACACUGCUGGGAGAUGGAAGGAAAUCUGCCCGAAGCGUUAAGAUUCUACAACUCAUCCGUUCAAAAUAUUCCUAGAAAUAAUGCAGCCAACUGGCAUAUCAGGAGACUAACGGGCAAUUUUUAGCGAAGGAGGGAGGCCGAAACCGUUACAUAUUUUACAGACUAUUUCUGUGAAAUGUAAUUAUUCAUUUAAAGUAUUUGCUUCCACAACACUCGUGUUGAGUGCAACCUUAAUAUCAAGCUAAGGUAGAAAACCACGUUUCUGAUAUACCUCAUUAUAUUACAAAACUACACUAUAGAAUGAUUUCGACACUUGUACAUUUGUUUUGUGGUAUUGGCAUGUUAUUAAUAUGUAAUAUUUGUAAGAAGGAAAGCUAAAGGAAGCGCCUAUUGUAAUAUAUGUGAUACAGGGUGUCAGUUUGGCCCGAGCCCUGCAAUAAUGCCGCUAACACUGAUAUGCAAUAUUAAGAAAAUAUGAUGUAUUAUCAGUAGGACAAACCCAAAAAGACAUAAAAUACAUAUGUCGAAGAAGUUAUUGAUAACAGAAUGGGUUCAAUUAGAGUGUUAAUUGACAUUUGAUAUUAAAAAUAUACAAUUGUUGUACAUAAGGCGAAAUAAAUACA
Mya arenaria is the source of this 2759-nucleotide messenger RNA. RefSeq lists its product as uncharacterized. Lineage: Eukaryota; Metazoa; Mollusca; Bivalvia; Myida; Myidae. The coding region runs from base 161 to 2260 and encodes 699 amino acids. The record is from RefSeq and is a predicted model, not a curated record. The transcript has 2 exons.